GCGGCCCCGGAGCCGGAUCGCCGCCCUCCCUUCGCAUCCAUGCCCGCGUCCCUCGGCACCAGCGACUUGGAUCAUGAAUAUAAGUGAAGACUUUGACGUCAGAGUUGAGAUUUAUCAGCAGAUCCAAUGGGGCAGGAAUAUUAAGUGCAAGUCGAUGCCAGCUCUCUGCCAACGCUAUUAGCGAUGCUCGCCGAGGAAUGAGGCUUCGCACCGAGGGCUGGAAGGACCGGCGAGGAAAAAAAAAAUAAAAAAAAACGGGGUGGGGGGAGCGAGCCGAUCCUCGAGCAUUAAAACCAGCGAUGCUGCACGGCCCCGCCGCCAUGGGGGAGCCGUGGCCGCCGCAGCCGCAGCAGCAGCAGCAGCGGCUCCCGGGGCUCGGCAACGCCUCGGAGCCCCCCGCCUGGCCCUCGGCGGCGGCGGCCGGGCCGGGCACGGCGGCGCCGGGCGGCGGGGCCGCGGCCGCGGGCUCCGUGAGCCCCUGGGACAUCGCGCUGUGCGCCACGGGCACGGCGGUGGCGGGCGAGAACGCGCUGGUGCUGGCCGUGCUGUUCUACACGCCGAGCCUGCGGGCGCCCAUGUUCCUGCUGAUCGGCAGCCUGGCGCUGGCCGACCUGCUGGCCGGGCUGGGGCUGGUGGCCAACUUCGCCGUGCGCUACCUGCUGCGGCCGCCCAGCGAGGCGGCGGAGCUGGCGGCGGCGGGGCUGCUGCUGGCCGCCUUCUCCGCCUCCGUCUGCAGCCUGCUGGCCAUCACCGUGGACCGCUACCUGUCGCUGUACAACGCGCUCACCUACCACAGCGAGCGCACGCUGGGCUUCACCUGCGCCAUGGUGCUGCUGAUGUGGCUGCUGUGCCUGGGCGUGGGGCUGCUGCCCCUCCUGGGCUGGAACUGCCUGCGGGACCAGAGCUCCUGCAGCAUCCUGCGGCCCGUCACCAAGGACAACGCGGCCGUGCUGGCCGUCACCUUCCUGCUGCUCUUCGCGCUCAUGAUGCAGCUGUACCUGCAGAUCUGCAAGAUCGCCUUCCGGCACGCCCAGCAGAUCGCCGUGCAGCACCAGUUCAUCGCCACGGCGCAGGCCACCUCCACCCGCAAAGGGCUCUCCACGCUCUCGCUCAUCCUCGGCACCUUCGCGCUCUGCUGGAUCCCCUUCGCCAUCUACUCGCUGGUGGCCGAUUCCAGCUACCCCGCGGUGUACACCUACUCCUUGGCGCUGCCCGCCACCUGCAACUCGCUCAUCAACCCCAUCAUUUACGCCUUCCGAAACCCGGACAUCCAGAAGUCGCUGUGGCUGGCCUGCUGCGGGUGCAUCCCCUCCACGUUCUCCUCCAGACCAAGGACAUCCAGCGACGUGUGAGGACUGAGCACGGAGCCAGACGCGCUCCCUGGCUCUCCUGCUCCUUCUCUUUUUCCCCUCUGUCGUUAUUGUCUCCUACCGGGAGGAGUCCCCUCCCCGGUCAGCACAUCUCGUUCCAUGGAAAGAUGGCCAAAAAGAGAAAAGAAAAAAAAAAAAAGCAGCAAAAGAGAAAAGGAAAGAGAGAGAGUAGAAUGAUAAUGGUUUCCUUUAGAAAUGUUAUUUUCUUACACAUUUUAUUUUUUAUUUAAAAACACAAAACACCAAAAAAAAAAAAAAAGAAAGGAAAAAAAAAAGAGAAAAAGCAAAGAAAAAGGAUCCUCGCACGAUGGCGUGUUUCUGCUCUCGGGGUAAGGAGCCAGGGGAGCAGCGGGGCCCAUGCGGGCGGUGCCACCCCUGGGGGCACAUCCAUGGGCACAUCCCACGGGGACAGGGAUGGGCAGGGAGGGGUCGCGUCCCCCCCGGCGGGGCUGGUCCCCAGCGUGGGGUGGCAGUGCCCGUGCCCCCGCAAUCAGGGCCUGCCAUGCUGCUAUGCAAUAACGGGGGAGGAGGGACCGGGCUGCCCGUGCCUCUGUGCUUGGGAAGCUGCGGGUGAGGGACGCUCGAGGUGAGGCCGGCUGGGGCUGUGGCAGGGCUGGGGGCACCCCGGGAUCCCUUCCCUCCUUCCCCCUCCCCAGGGUGUGGUGGGGCAGGGCUGGGGUGUGGGGGUGGCCAGGCAGGGGGGUGCCCUGCACCCCAAAUCUGGGAGGCCCAGGAAGGGCCCAGCGGGGCACUGGGGCGCUGCUGUCCCCCCUUCCACACCCGCCGUUUACAGGGGCUGGGGGUUCAUCCAAAGAGGGCUCCGGGGUCCCCGAGAGAGGAGCCUCUGUCACCACACGUGUCACUGCUGGCGCUGCCACCUCAGCUCGCUUCCUCAGCCCCGACAUUCCCGAGCUGUGUGCUGCGCUUUGUGGCGGUGGUGAGGCCGUGAUGAUGAUGAGGAUGAAGUGUCCUUUAUCCUGGGCUUUCUUUUGGCCGGGAAGUGGAAUCGUGAGAAAGGGAGAAGCCAGGCAAGCCCCGGAGAGGGGCAGGGCUGGGGUGGCACAUCCAGGGUGGCUCGGGGCACAGGGAGGGUCCUGCCCGGGGUCCUGGCAUGGGGGGCUUGGGCGACCCCAAAUAUUCUGCUUUGCUGUAGAGAAAUUGUUGUGAUGUCGGAGAGGGACUUUGGGAAGGGUGUGCAGGGACAGGACACAGGGAAUGGCUCCCAGUGCCAGAGGGCAGGGAUGGAUGGGAUAUUGGGAAUUGGGAAUUGUUCCCUGGCAGGGUGGGCAGGCCCUGGCACAGGGUGCCCACCCUGGAUCCCUGGCAGUGCCCAAGGCCAGGCUGGACAUUGGGACACCCUUGGACAAUGGGAGGUGUCCCUGCCAUGGCAGGGGUGGCACUGGGUGGGCUUUGGGGUCCCUCCCAACCUGUAACAUUCUGUGAGUCUGUGGUAGUGGAAGAAAUGUUCUUGCCUUGUGUGGCUGCAGAGGGUACAGAGUCACUUUAUGGCUGGGUACAGACAUUCCAGGUGGGUUUGUCCCUGGAUCUGUGCAAUGAAUCUCUUGCUCCUCGGAGCCAAGUGCACAAGAGAAAGCUCUGAGGUUCCCAAGUGUGCCUGGGGCUUGGAGUUAUUGUCUGCCUGUGAGAGGUGGCCAGUCUUGGAGUUUUUAUGUUUUGUGGGUUUGGGGUUCUUUUUCCAUUUCCUUUCUCCGAUGAAUUCCUUGGAGAAUGGGCAGUUGGCACAAUGUGGAAUCAAUGUAAGUUUUAAAGUAAAUAUAUAUGUGAGACUAAUAUUUAUACAAACACUUUACUCAUUCUGUUUCUUCUGGUUUCUAAAGUGCAGCCAGGUCCCUGCAGUUCCUCAGUGUGCAAACUCAAUAGCUUAAACCCUUUUUGAAACAUUGUGAACAUUUGAAAUGUUUUUCUACAACCACCCUAGCUAGAAGCCAGGAUUUGUUUCUCUGGGCAGCUCAUUUUGUAUCUUUAGAUGAAAGGUAGUUUGACUAAUCAGCUCCAGAGAAACCUUGACACAAAAAAAGUUGCAUUUUCUUGGCUUUCCAAUAAAUUCCCUGCUGAAGAGCUUGAUUUUAACAAUGUUCUUUUUAGAGUUUAGUUGCUUAUGUAAAACGAGUCUCAGUUUGAGGGAUGCACUGAUGAUUUUUGCCAAAGUCAAAUGCGGAUCAAUGAAAAAUUUUUCCCUGUGGCCCUCCACAGCAAGAGGAGAAAGAUUUGGGAUGUGAGGAGCUAAAGCUGGGACACGGCCCCUGCCAGGUGAGGUUCAGGGUUAAGGGCAGGUGGGGGUGUCCUCACUGGGACACUGGGGGCUCACCCAGACUCAUUUCCAGCCCCUUGGGCAAAGGCAAACUCUGAGCUCUGGCCCCUGAGUGCCCUGACCCAGCUCACAGCAGCACCAGGAUGUGGUACAAGCCCAUUCCAUGAUCAGAAUUACUGUAAAAUAAAAAUCUAAUUUCUUUUUGUGUGAUGAUCUAGCACCUCUUUCUUUGAGAUGCUAAAGCUGCCCAUAGAAGCUAUUAACAACACUUGUUAGGUUUCAGGAAAAGUCUUAAAAAAUCUCCUCCAAAAAACCCCCCAUUUUGAUGAAUUGGCAUUUUUUCAGUCAUUGCCCUAAAUUAAAAUAGUGCAAUUUCCAGGUGUUUUUUUGCUGUUUUUCCCCUCCUGUUUUGUCAGAGGAAAUGAGGGGAAGAAGUGAGGAAGAGGAUGAAGAGGUUUAGGUUGCUCUGCCAUGUGUUGCCUUGUGGAAACCUCUGACCAUUUUAGUGCAGUGCUUUGGUUCUGUUUUGGUUCUGUUUCCCACAGAGAAAACCUUUUACUGGGAAAGUUUGGAGUUUGGCAAUGUUGGACAUCAGGGGGAUGAUGGAUUUUGGGGCCUCCUCAUGUUGAGCAGCAGCAAAGUUGAUUUAAAACCUGAAAUGACUUGCUGGGGCAGUGUUGCUGAGUGCAGGGUGGGAUGUCCUGGUGUUUGGGGAUGUGUUUAGGAUGGAAUUCAGGGCUUUAGGAUGGGGUUCUGCUGCCAUAAAGAGGGAGCAGCUCCCAUGAAUGUAAAGGAAUCCCAUGUGGAUGAGGCACCAGUGGUGAGGGAAUCGCCAAAAGCAAAAUGGGGUUUCCAGCUGGUGAAUUCACUGAGGAUCCAAACCUUGGUGAGAAGAGCCCAGCAGCCCCUGGGCACACCAGAAGGACACAGAGCACCUGGAGAACACCCAGUGCUCCAUUUUCCUGGUGUUGGAUGUGCUGGGAGGCCUCCUCCACCUGGGAUUCUGCAUCUCUGUUAAACUGAGGGCUCUGAGAGCCUCUGAUUCAAUGAUUGUGCUGUUCAGCUGAGAUAGGGGCAGUCCUGCAAAGCACAGGGUCUCUGCCUUGUUGGAAGUUUGCAGGUGUCCCUUGAUGUCCCCUGGCCCCUCCAGGUGGGAGCUGGAGCUGCCUGGAGAGGGCUGGGGGUGUUUGGUUGGGGUGUGUUUGUUUGGGGGGUGUUUGGUUGGGGGUGUUUGUUCCCUGUGCUCACCCUGGCCAGGAUUUGCCUCUGCAUCUUCAAACUCUGAGCUUUGCAAAGGAUAAAGGAUGAGAGGCCAGAGCCAGGCUGAGCUCUUGUCACUCCUGGACUCUCCAGGAGCUGGUUUGGAUCUACAGCAGCAGAAAUGGGCAGAAAACUGGUCCUGAGUAAUUCCAGGUGGCAUCCAACCAGCCCUGAGCCCAUGGCAGGGAUCAGCACAGCCAGGGAAAUGAAUCCAUGCUUAUUUGCUGAUUUAUUUACAGGUUUCUGGGUGCCUUUGGCUUUUCCACCAGGAGCUGGUGGCCAGCAGAAUGUAGAGGUGCAAAGCUUUUGGUGCUGGUGCUUGGCUGGUUGGGGGGAUGAGGAAAGGGUGAGGAGGAGAAGGAAGGAGCAAACAUUCCUCAAAUACACUGUGACAAGGCCAGGGCCACCUGUGGGCUGGGAUGGAACCACAGCUGCCCUGAGGUUUGUGGAGGUGUGCCAGGGUUGGGGGCAGCUUGUGCAUUUACAACAAGCCCUUGUGCCUGCCCCAGCAUGAGAAAUUAAAAACAAAACAAAACAAAAAAGUACAGAAAACCCCUAUUAAAAUGUACAGACUCUACCAACAAAGCUGCUUAGUUUUAAUUUGGGGUUUGUUUCCUUUUUUCCUUUUCCCUUUUGGUCAGUUUGGGGCUUUGAGCAGUGAAAAUGUCUCUCUUUAGGCAGCCUCAUGCCAGUAACCAGCAUCAAAGGUUCCAAGGGUCUCAGUCCUGAUGGGGCAGCCCCAGCCUGCUCACAUCAAAGAGUUUGAAUUGAACCUGGAAUGAACCCCCAAGAAACCAUUACUGUUCCCAUGAGGUGAUGAAGUAUCUCUUUCUUGUAAAAGCAUCAAAUUUGGGGUGGGGAGACCUUUUACAAGGCCAUUGGUACUCACUUGUAUUGGUGUGUCCUGACCAGCAUCGAGACCCACGUCAUUGCUAAUGAAGAAUUAACAGUUCACUUCUAAUUGUCAGGAAUAAUUGUUGGGUGCACAUGGUAUAUUCCCUGUAACUCCUCUCAGCCUUGCCUCUGCUGAGGUGAGGCAGCUCCACCUGUAUCUCCUGUGUUGUCAGUGCAGCUGCCCACUGCAAAACCCCCCUGAGCACCCCCAGUGUCCCUGGGACCAGAGCUCCCCAUUCCCACUGCAAACUCUGCAGCACAGACAGAAAAGGGGCUUUUCAGCAGAAAACCCAGCUCAGAGGGGUGCUGUGGUGCCCUUUAUUCACCCCCUGCCUUGGAGGGGUGUAGUGAGCUGUCUCCAGCUCAUUGCCUUCAGGAACUGUGGGCUCCAGGGGGAUCCAGCCCUGCUCAGGGGCUGCAGCAGGCAGGGUGCUGACAGCACAUCCUGCCCCUGGCCACUGGAAACACAAGCACAGGUUUAUGGCCUUACUGCAGGCUCUGGCAGCUGGAAAACAGCUGGCUGGUCCCAGGAAAAGCUUUAUUCCAGCUGGGCAGGGUCUGGGCUCUGCAGCACAGGGACAAGGAUGGGGCUGGAGGGACAGAGCACAUGGUGAUAAAGAGAGUCCUCCCCGGGCAGGGAACCCUCCAGCCCCGAGGCAGGGGUGGGAUUUUGGUGUUUUUGAUGAGUUUCCAGAGCAGCAGGAGCCUCCUCAGAGGCAGAGCCUGUCCUGUGCUCCCUCUGGGCUCUGAGCCCCAGGCCAGGCUGGCUGGGCACUGCCAGCAGCACAGGCAGGGUGGGAAUCCAUCCAUCCCCCAUUCCCUGCCUCCCUGAUUUCCCAGGAAUGAGGCCACCCCUCAGCAACCAGGACAGCACCUUGUUUGCUGUCAGUGCUGUCAUGAGCCUUUAAACUUGACUGGGAAAGUGGAUCUCAAAGGGAAAUGUACAGUUGUCAUCCAGUUAUGGUUCAAUCAAGCCCCUUCGAUGCACUUUAUGAGUGAAAACAAAUCAAUGCUGUUAUUGCACUGUAUCUCUAUUGUGUAUAAUAUUAUACAUUCAUCUGUAAGAGUAAUUUAUUUUUAUUACUGUAAAUAAAACUGUUCAAGUGAUUUGUCAAGAGGAUAUCCAAAAAUCUGGGGAGGGGGCGUGGGGUAAAAUUAAAACCUUUGAAGAUCUGGGCUGCUGUCCCAGGUAUGUGCCA
Molecule: messenger RNA, 6995 nt
Organism: Zonotrichia leucophrys gambelii
Lineage: Eukaryota; Metazoa; Chordata; Aves; Passeriformes; Passerellidae
Product: G-protein coupled receptor 12-like
Exons: 3
Coding region: 300-1352 (350 amino acids)
Biological process (GO): regulation of metabolic process; adenylate cyclase-activating G protein-coupled receptor signaling pathway
Cellular component (GO): cytoplasm; plasma membrane
Molecular function (GO): G protein-coupled receptor activity
Source: RefSeq, a predicted model, not a curated record